AUGCCACCCAAGAACAGGGGCGCAGAAAUCAAAGCCGCUCAAGAUGCUGCUCUUGCAAGUCUCCCGGACCGUGCACUCUACAUAAUCAUGCACUUUCGAAAGCAGGACGAUCCAUCUAACUUCCAUUGGGGUUAUUACUAUCAUAGAAAGAACGCACUGGGCAGCAAGUAUCACUUUCAAAAUCCUGGACCGGGUGGACAAGGCUGGCUCCCUGGUCAUGCAAGCACACACGGUGUCUUCAGAUCAUUCGCCCUCACCGCCGUGAUACAGAUUGCGCAUGUGCCGGUCAGUAAAGAGGCACAGCUCGACGCAGUGAUGCGAUCGUAUGACGAGUCCCACACGACAAUACCAAACAUGAGUUGUCGGAUAUGGUUACUGGCAGUGCUGAAGCGACUUGUCGAAGCAGGGUUGGUCCGGUGCAAGAGUAUCGAUGCUCUGGAGGAAGAAUGUCGCACUAUUGGAGCCCAUCACUUCUCAAGCGCGCUGAAAAAUGAGCAGCCACGACCGGUGGUAGUCUCUACCACCUGCGAGAUUGCCUGA
Messenger RNA from Bacidia gigantensis, 540 nucleotides. RefSeq lists its product as uncharacterized. The record is from RefSeq and is a predicted model, not a curated record. Bases 1 to 540 code for a protein of 179 amino acids. Lineage: Eukaryota; Fungi; Ascomycota; Lecanoromycetes; Lecanorales; Ramalinaceae. The transcript has a single exon.